CCCCGGCCGCUCGCCUAUUUCCUUCGACCAUGAGAUCGUGAUGAUGAACCAUGUGUACAAGGAGAGGUUUCCCAAGGCGACGGCUCAAAUGGAGGAGCGUCUGGCUGAGCUGCUGUGCUCCUCGGCCCCGGAUAAGGUUUGCCCGCUGGCCGACGGGGUCCUGAGCUUCAUCCACCAUCAGCUGAUUGAGCUGUCCAGAGACUGCCUGGAGAAAAGCAGAGAGGGCCUCAUCACCUCCCGCUACUUCUACGAGCUCCAGGAGAACCUGGAGAAGCUGCUGCAAGAUGCUCACGAGCGCUCGGAGAGCGUGGAGGUGACGUUCGUCACACAACUCGUCAAGAAGCUGAUGAUAAUCAUCGCCCGGCCUGCGCGUCUGCUGGAGUGUCUG
Messenger RNA from Paralichthys olivaceus (Japanese flounder), 388 nucleotides. The record is from RefSeq and is a predicted model, not a curated record. Lineage: Eukaryota; Metazoa; Chordata; Actinopteri; Pleuronectiformes; Paralichthyidae.